GUCAGGCAUGUUGUUGGGCAGCCGAAGGGGUCCGCCUACCGCCCGUGACCGUGAAUGCUCCCCACACAGUCUGUUGACAUUUAUUUGGAGAAGCAAUACGCCAAUCAAAAUAUCAGGAGAAUUGAAUACCCAACUGUAAACUGCAAGAGGAGUAUGGCGACUGUGUGCUUAUUCGAUCAGGUGUUGUACAGUAAAACCAGGCUGGCAACCUAUCUCCCUGGGAUUAAUGGUCUGGUGCAGCACAUUGCCAGCACCAUGGGUUACUCUACUAUUGGAUCCUAUGGCUCUGGUGAUCCCCAUGCUGCAGUACCUACAUCCAUAAAUGGACCUCUUAGAUUGCAGCAUGAUGAGACCAUGAGUCCUUCUAAUGUCAAAGACCACCUCUACUGCAUGCCUGGUAGUGCAGGGUUUGAAUGUAAUUUGAAGGUUUCAGAACAAAAGAGGAUUCUGACAAAAAAGAUGAUCCCUGAUCCGCUGCAUACCCCAUCGAGACCUGAGAGAUGUAUCUCUGGACUGCUUAUCAAAGAUUUUUUUCACGACCCAGCUACGAAUCACAGCACCCGUAAAGAAAACCAGGAUUUAGACAACUCAUCUGUGGAGUGCAUCAUACAGUCAUGCCCCGAAAAACUAAAACAAGAUCUGCAAUACCUGUUUCCCGAGGCGUCAAGCUCUCAUGUGACAGUGAUCACCGUGACUCAAAAGACUAAGAACGAUAUGACAGCAUGGUGUUUAGCAGUGGAAGAAGAGAGAGACCACAUGCUUGACAAGUUUGUAGAUGGAGCGAAGGAGAUCUGCUUCAUUCUCCAUAGAGAAGGAUUCUGGGCAGACUUCAUAGAUCCGUCCUCAGGCCUGGCGUUUUUUGGACCUUACACAAACAAGACAUUGUUUGAGACAGACGACAGGUACCGUCUUCUUGGCUUUCAGAUUGAAGACCUGGGUUGCUGUAGAGUUAUUCAACAUCCUUUGUGGGGGUCACAUGUGUUUGUGGGAAUAAUAUUUACCAACGCACCACCCAGCAACCUUAAUAUAAAGAAUUGUCAUGGCUUUUAAACACAAGUCCAUAUGCUUUUUUGUAAUCGAAAUGUUCUUAGCUAAAAUCUAUCUACGGUUUGCGUGUUGGUAUCAUUAUUUAGUGGACUGAAUGUAAUGCUUGCAUGAAAACUUUAAAAGGUUGUUAUUGUUUCACAAUAAAAUCUCAAAUUAAACAUU
Molecule: messenger RNA, 1209 nt
Organism: Syngnathus acus (greater pipefish)
Lineage: Eukaryota; Metazoa; Chordata; Actinopteri; Syngnathiformes; Syngnathidae
Gene: mmadhcb
Product: metabolism of cobalamin associated Db
Exons: 8
Coding region: 55-1050 (331 amino acids)
Biological process (GO): cobalamin metabolic process
Cellular component (GO): mitochondrion
Source: RefSeq, a predicted model, not a curated record